Molecule: messenger RNA, 834 nt
Organism: Rotaria sp. Silwood1
Lineage: Eukaryota; Metazoa; Rotifera; Eurotatoria; Philodinida; Philodinidae
Source: the annotation of a GenBank genome assembly
AUGACAUUAGCAACAUGGAAUAUUGGUUUAGAAGAACAACAAGCAUUUGAACGCACAUCAUCGAUUAUCAAAGCUAUUCGUGAGAAUAUUUAUCCUCAUUUUGAAGUUGUCAAUGAUGAUAUGCGUGACUAUAUUAGUAGUGGUCCAUUACCAACACAAACAUAUAGUCCUGCUUGUGUAGCUUCAAACUCAGCACUAUUUAUAUGUACCAUCACUCGAUGUCGAACAGAAUUUCUUGCUCUUUAUACGAAUUCAAGAUGUUGGGCAUGUAUUUUUGAUCGAUUUAUUAGUCGUAGUGAUCCACUAGGUUUGAGUUAUUGUGGUGAAAUUAAUUUACCUCAAUUGAUUAGUACUUCACCAGGUAUUAUGCCUAAUUCUACCGAAGCUCCUUGGGAUCAUUCUAUAUAUCUGAUGAUAUUAUCAAAAGGACAAUAUCCAUUAAAAAAACUACCAGCUAAUUUAUAUUCAGAAUUUUAUAUUGCACCUCGUGGUUACAUUAUUGCUAGUCAAGAAAACAAACAGUUAAUUAUUGCUAAUACACAUGUCGCUACAAUUGAAACAUCUAUUCCUCAUGCAUCUAUUGGAACAUUUCUUAAUAAUACAUAUGAUAGUUGGAAUGAUGAAAAUAAAGGCCAAACAAUAGAACUUGAAUCUCUUGUUUGGAAUUUUUUACGUAAUAACCAACAGAAAUAUAAAAGUGCCAUUAUGGUAGGUGAUUUUAAUAUGGGUAUUGCUAAUUUUGAACAUAAUGUGUUAGCAAUUCAACCUGAUAGUUGGAAUUAUAUACAUCAAUUAAAUGAUAUUGAUGGAUCAACAAGAUGGUAUGAUGAUUAA